Molecule: messenger RNA, 1947 nt
Organism: Humulus lupulus (European hop)
Lineage: Eukaryota; Viridiplantae; Streptophyta; Magnoliopsida; Rosales; Cannabaceae
Product: putative leucine-rich repeat receptor-like protein kinase At2g19210
Exons: 9
Coding region: 24-1616 (530 amino acids)
Molecular function (GO): protein binding
Source: RefSeq, a predicted model, not a curated record
GACACUAAUUAAGCUCGAUCACAAUGACUUCAAUAUCUUUAAGCUUGCUAUUUUUUCUUCUAGCUCUUACUACUCCUCUAUCCCAUUCUGCAGGAUUUGUGAGCAUCGAUUGCGGAUCCUCCAAGUCCUAUGUAGACGACAACACAAUAAAAUGGUCAGGUGACGAAACCCUAAUUAAUAACGGAGAAUCUCACGUGGUGAAGGAUACCAGGGCAGUAUCUCAGGAGCUAACCACUCUCCGAGCAUUCACUACUCGGAAAAAGAACUGUUACUCCAUUGAAGCCGAAAAGGGACAACAAAUUCUUCUCCGAGUGACCUUCUAUUACGGAAACUACGACGGAAAGUCUUCUCCACCGAGUUUUGAGCUCCAUGCUGAUGGAAACUAUUGGGCCACGAUCAACUUUUCCAGCGACGACGAACUUGUCAUCUAUGAAGCCAUAUAUGUCAUUAAAGGCGACUAUAUCAGCGUCUGCGUCGCUCAGAUUCACCCUAACCAGUUUCCUUUCAUAUCGGCAAUUCAGGUUCGGGGUUUGAAACCCAACAUGUACGGUCAUGUCGAUCCAGAGUAUGCUUUGUUGGUCAGACAAAUGGUCGCUUACGGUUCAAAUACAACUGUGAGGUACCCGGAUGAUGAAUAUGAUAGAGAAUGGAGUCCCGAGUUAAUUGACCAUGGAUACGUUAAGCUGACAAACGAUGCUCCAUCGAUUGAAGUCAACUCGACAGAUAAUCCUCCAGAAGCAGUUCUGCGACACGCAGUGACCACAACGAGCACAUCCGAGCCUUUAAUACUAUACACCGACAUCUCUAGCACCAAUGGGGUUCCCAUCUACAUCAACAUGUACUUCUCUGAAGUGACUCAGCUUGAUUCGGACCAAAAAAGGUCGUUUGUGUUUGUCAUUGACAAUCAGAUUGCUUCUGAUCCCAUUAUCCCUCCCUAUGGAGGUGUUCUCCAAAUGUAUCUCACCAACACCACGGCUACUUCUAACACUACCUUCGCUUUGGUUGCCACCAAAGACUCCACGCUGCCUCCUCUCAUCAACGCCAUGGAAGUUUUUUACGUCGGCAACACUCUAACAAAUGGAACCUAUAAGAAAGAUGUGGAAGCAUUGAAUGGACUACAGGAAACAUUCAGUGUGUUACAAGACUGGACUGGUGACCCGUGUCUACCUGCAUCGUUUACUUGGGAUUGGGUAAACUGCAGUAAUUCGGACGACACACCUCGUAUCACAGCACUGUACCUGAAUGGGUUUGGUCUUUCAGGCUCCAUACCAGAUCUCAGUUCUUUGGACGCUCUGGAAAUAAUAGACUUGCACAAUAACAGUUUGACUGGACCCAUACCUGAAUUUCUCAGCAACUUACCUAGCAUAAAAGAACUGAACUUAGCUGAUAAUAAGCUCAGUGGACCUGUCCCUACUUCUCUUUCAAAGAACAGCAACGUCGAAUUAGAUGUAUCAGGCAAUCCUGUUCUGUGCUCGUCAAGCAAGUUGUGCUCUAAGAAAAAUAAAAGCUCAUCAGGUUCAAAAUCAUCAUCUGGCAGCGCCAAGAGAAAGAGUGAUAUGUUACCAAUUAUUCUUGGAGUCAUGGUUUCAAGCUUCUUUGUUUUCUUUUUCAACUAGAGCACCUACAAGAGACAAAUCACCCUGCCAAAAGGUUAAGCGUAAUGGAGCAUAAAGACAGCGGAAGGGGUUCACACAUGGUUUCAGUUUUUUCAAGGAAGAGCUCAAAGUCGUCAUUUUAAAAAAGAGGAAAGAAGCUUAGAAUUAACAUGGAUCAGCAUAGGCGUAGGAAGGAAAAUUUGCUUGGAAAGAAUGUUUGACUUUCCUAUAUAUAUAUAGAAAUAAAUAUAUAUAUAUAUAUUGUCUAAUGUAUGAAUGCCAUUCUACCUACUUUCUAUCCUUUUAUGCCACUCUAAUUUGCGAAUGAUUAAAAACGAACCUUUGGUUUCAA